This is a messenger RNA of Penicillium soppii, 348 nucleotides long. RefSeq lists its product as uncharacterized. Lineage: Eukaryota; Fungi; Ascomycota; Eurotiomycetes; Eurotiales; Aspergillaceae. The record is from RefSeq and is a predicted model, not a curated record. The transcript has 2 exons. The coding region runs from base 1 to 348 and encodes 115 amino acids.
AUGGGUGACAUUAACCUCCAAGACCUCAGCAGCAAGAUGCAGGCGCUUCUUGACGCCUUUGAAGCACACCCCGAGUGCCAGCCUCCCAACACCAACCCCACAAUCUUCUUCGUCUAUGACUUCGUCCGCAACACCCACAACCAGUUGAAGAAGGUCGACGCCGCCAAGUUUGCUGCCGGCGACAGUGCCGCUGUCGGCGUUGUCAAUGAAGCCCGAGGCCGCAACAACUUCGCUUCCCUGCUCAUCAAUGAUACCUCUGGUAAGAUGGCUUUGAUGACUGGUGGCGACCCCUCCAACCCCGCAGACUUCGGGGCGGAGGUUAAGGCUCGGGCGGCUGAUUUGGCUUAA